AUGAGGUUGAGCGACUCACCUACGGGUGGUUCGCGGUUAAAAAACCGCUCAGCUAAGGAUAUCAAGGAUGGAGUGAAAGAAUUUCUCGAGAAUGUUGCUCCGUGGACAGAACUCAGAAAAGAUCGGGUUGGAAAUUAUGCCCUGAAAAAGUUCCUUGGUGGUCUUCUAAAGAGCUGGGAUUCUUUAGGACCGUCACGGCACACUACGGGAGAUGAGAGGCGAUUUCAGACGCGUCUUGUUACCGCAUACCAACAUGAGCUCGGAAAUGCACUCAGCGGUAAUUACAGCCCAGCUUUUGAACCAGAUAGCCCGCUGAAACUUCGCAUGCGUAUCAGGAACUUGAAUGAUGAAUUUGUGUUGGCUAUGACGCGGACAGGACACACGAAAGUCUUCCGUGAUGUCAAUGGAACCCCCGAUAGAAUUUUUGUACGAGAUAAAGACGUCCAGGAGGAAGAAGAUAUUUAUGAGUGGAUACGAGGGCUAUAUCAGCAGAUAUCGCAAAUUCUCGACGAUGAGAGGGGUGGUAUUCUACAGACAGUCAACCACUAUUUUGCAGACAACCUGACCGCUAUCCGUCAACAACGUGUUAGCACGAGAUUGGAUUUUCCUGGAUUCGUAAAUGGUGCGAACUUCGACCUUGAUGUAGUGUCGAAAGAAGUUUAUCUCGGGAAUGAAGACUUAGCAUAUUACAAAGUCGCUCUCGGACGAUUCAACGACAAUAUUGUUAUUCAAGUGACCGAACGAAUAAUACUAGGGCCAGCAGGCGCCGUGAAGCUUUUCUCACCUGAUUAUGUUGGCGACCUUGAGGAUAAUGAACUGAUUGGUAUUGCUGGUGAAAGUUAUGCUAUCUUCUUGCUGAGAGGCGAAUUGAUGGCUAAAUGCGAGAAAUUCCGAGUGACACUGGAAGUUGCCAAGAGAGAAGCUAUAUAG
Molecule: messenger RNA, 930 nt
Organism: Talaromyces atroroseus
Lineage: Eukaryota; Fungi; Ascomycota; Eurotiomycetes; Eurotiales; Trichocomaceae
Exons: 4
Coding region: 1-930 (309 amino acids)
Source: RefSeq, a predicted model, not a curated record